Megalobrama amblycephala (Wuchang bream) is the source of this 2832-nucleotide messenger RNA. It is a transcript of the gene vsig8a, whose product is annotated as V-set and immunoglobulin domain containing 8a. The coding region runs from base 373 to 1635 and encodes 420 amino acids. The transcript has 11 exons. The record is from RefSeq and is a predicted model, not a curated record. Lineage: Eukaryota; Metazoa; Chordata; Actinopteri; Cypriniformes; Xenocyprididae.
CACCUCGAUUAUCCUGUAGAAAAACCAAGAAAGGUGAAAGUUCGGCUUUAUGAUCCACAUUUGUUGCUUUCCAUGAACGUACUUGGCACUUUACCCUGCUAAAGCGGGUAGCUAUCUGCAGUGGGACACCGGAAGAUAUUCAGACCUCCCACUUGUGUUUAAACUGAUUAUUCUCUCUGUUCUACUCUGUUCUCUCUUUUUGGAAUUAUUCUCAAAAAAGAAACAUUUCUUUUCCCAACAGUCUUUCUGAAUUGCAUAACAGCCAUCUGUUGACUAUCGCAUACUCACAUGUGAAGAUGGAGCAGCUGCUAAAUGUCUUAAAUUGGAGUAACCAGUUGUCACCUGAGACCAGUCUCUGUGGACCACAUUACCAUGGCACCACCUUCACUUGAUACCAGAAGUGACUUCUUGUCUCACAGUGGAGCCAUUCAGCAGGCGAUGUGCAUGAGGACUGAGCACAGAGAUGAACUGGCCCUCCAUCUGCUCAGCAUGUUUCUUAAAAACUUCAGUCAGCUGAAUGGGAGGAAGUGGCACAAAAAAGGGUGUUCAAACAUGAAUGUACAAAAUCUCUGCUGCAACACGAGAUGUCUAAAACAGAUGUCUUGUGUUAGACGAACAAGUUUGUCCCCGUUGUCCUCAUUUAUGAUAUUGACUGUCCUCGCCGUGUUUCUCAAAACAAAUGUGACAGGAGCAAUGAAAGUGACCUCCAGUGGACCACAGACUAUGCAGAUGGCUCAAGGGGAACCUGUUACACUAGACUGCACCUACACGUCAAGUUCAGCAGACAUUGGCGAGCUUGACAUUGAGUGGUCAGUUGUCAGUCCAGACACCACAAAAAAGGACCAAAUGAUCAUAUCAUAUACAGGUGGAAGGAGAUAUACCCAUGGUGACCCUGCUUUAAUGGAAGGUGUGGACUUCACAGCUGUAGACCCAUCCCAGGGAGAUGCAUCUCUAUCUAUCACCUCGCUGAUGGUCAGCCAUGCUGGAACGUAUCAGUGCAAAGUUAAAAAGACACCUGGGGUGGACAGUCGGAAAAUAUUGCUGAUUGUGAUGGUGAGCCCGUCCGUGCCGAAGUGUUGGGUUGAUGGUGGUGAAGCCGUGGGCGAGGCAGCAUCUCUCCGCUGCAGAUCGGAUCAAGGCUCCACACCUCUGCUGUAUUCAUGGAGGAGAGAGAGCGGAGGUCCCAUUCCUCCAGACGCCAUUCAGAACUCCCUCACAGGAGAACUUCUAAUCAGUAACCACUCUUUAAGCCACUCCGGUGUCUAUUCCUGCGAAGUUUCCAAUGCCGUUGGGAAAAAGAGCUGUCGGCUUAACCUUCAAGCUGUGAAGCCUCCUAACAGAGCGGGGGUCAUCACAGGCACCGUUGUUGGAUGUUUACUGCUCAUCAUGAUCGUCCUGCUCAUUAUCUGGCUUCUCGUCUUCAGAUGUAACUGGAAUCGACAGGAGAAAGAGUUCUCCAAUGAGAUUAGAGAGGAUGCUCUUGCACCUGAGAGCCGUCCUACCAGCCGAAUCUCCAGCUUCCGUUCAGGUGUGGCCUACAGCCAGGUGGGCCAAAACCAAACUGAGCAUCCACCCUCCACUAACACCAGCUACAGCACCGCAAAGUAUGACAGCAGAUUUGGCUAUGCUGUAUGAGAAGUCAUAUUAUACUGAAGAUUGUCAUUGGUCUGCAGUUAAAGGUACACUAUAUAACUAUUUGCCCUCUAGUGGUGAAAAACAAAAACGCAUGCAUUUUGUGGAAGAACGUCGUUUAGGUUGUGCUUCGCUCUGCGUGACUGUGCGGGUGACUAUGGCCCUUCACAAUAUAUAAUGCUUUACAAUGCCGUUUGGUCUAAAAUAUAAACACUUAUAAUAGGCUUACCAUAGUGAAUAAGGGUAAGAUUUUUUAAUUUUUUUUUUUUUUUUUUUUUUUUUUUUACAAAAUAGUUACAUAGUGUACCUUUAAUAAAAGAGGUGAGCUUUUAUUUGACUCUUAGAAGAAAAAGUUCUACAUAGAACCUUAAAGGAUUCUGUCUGAUGCAUCACACAUUGAACAUAUAUCGAAUAUUUAGUUUUAAUUAAUUCAUUUUAUUUUAAUUACAUUUUAUGAAUUAAAAACAUGCUUUAUCACAAGAAAAAAAUAAAUAACAUGUUAAACAUGAAAGUAUGUCAAUCAUUUAAGACAUUUAUCCUUAUAUAGAACCUUUUUGGACUAAACUGUUCAUUAAAAUUGAGUCAAGAGCCUAGGGUUCUCUAUAGAUCCCCAUUUCUUUUCUAAGUUGAUUUGAUCAUGUUGCAAGAUACAAUAUGGAAUCAAAAUGUUAUGUCUUGUAAUUGUGUAACAUUCAAUGUAAUAAAGUUUAAUAUAAGAGAAGGAUACAUUAUGCCUCAGAUUAAUGAUGCAAAAUCAGAUCUCAUGUAAAAUGAUAUUGGUAGAGCUCACAAGGCUUAAAUUCAAUAUUUUUGUAAGGAGCAUCCAUUAUUGAUUUUGUUUGUUUGUUUGUUUGUUUUUUGUUAAUAUUAAGUAAAUAAAUGUAUAAAUUGCAAGUUUUUUAUGAGAUUUGAAUGUUGAUGUUAAUGACAAAAAUGUAAUUAAAAAGCCAUUUAAAUGUAAUGACACAAAAAAGUCUAAUUUGACGUAUAAACUGAAUUCUCUUUAUUAUUAAGUGUUUUUAUUUGAUAAAAAAAUGUUUGUUUUGCUGUAGUUGUUUUCUUCAGGAGUUCUGUUAGUACUGUUAAGAUUUGCAAAUGUUAUACUGAAAGGCUAAUGUUGUUAUAAAUGUUUUAAACUGAACUAAGAAUUUUAAACAAUUACUUGUAUGUUGAAUUUGCAAUAAAAUUGUAUAAAAUGAA